AUGGAUCCAAAUGAUAGAUCAUUACCUGCUAAUUUUAAUCGAUUACGGUUAAUACGUAAUGUAAAUUUUGGUCAUUUAAUUGCAUUGAAGUUGAAUGAACCUGAUUAUGAUUAUUAUAAAUAUGAACUAAAACAAAUAAUUACCGAUCUAUGUGAUGAUCAAAAUAUGAAACAAUAUUAUGAAAAGGAAAUCGAUUCUGUAUUAUCGUCAUCCUAUAGUGAUAAUGAAAGAUUUAAAAAGUAUAGAGAAGAAAUAAUUGAUUUGAUGAUACGACAUAAGAAAGACUUGAUUCAGGAGAUAAAGAACAUAGAAGAAUUAAACGUUAAAAACAAAAGUGAAAUUAAACAAGAAAUUCAAAAUCUUUAUGAUCUUUUAAAAGAUUCUAACGACAAUGAUGAAAUUAGAAAAAAACUAAAUAAAAUAAUUGAGGAUAAAGACGUAAUAAAGUCGAUGGUAUCAAAACUUGAUGAGAUAAGUUUAAGUAUAUCUGAACUUAAAAGCCAAAAUAAAAAUUUCGAGCAGGGCCAAGAUAAGAUAAAAACUGCCGUUACAAAUUUGAGCAAGAAUAUAGGAAAUAAAGUUGAUAUAUUAAAACAAGGACAAGAUGAUCAACUUAAAAGCCAAAAUAAAUAUUUAACAACCGUUUCAAAAAUGAACGAAAAUAUCGAGAAUAAAUAUGGCAACUUAGAAGUUAAAUUUGAUAAUUUAAAAAAAGAUAUUUCGGAUUUGAGAGAAGAUAAAGCAUUAAUACGAUUAUCAAGCAAUAUGCCGAAUGAAAGCAUAAAAAAUUUUAUACAAAAACAAGCAUUAUUCAAGGAAAUAGAAGAAAUAUUUUCAAAAUCAAAUAAAUAUGUUAUCAUUAGCGGUUAUGCUGGCUCGGGUAAGACAACACUUGCAUCAAAAUAUGGACAUAAACAAAAAGAUGAAAAUAAUAAAAUAGUUCGUUGGUUUAAUGCUGAAUCAAAAGAUUUAGUUUGGAAUGAUUAUAAAAAUAUGGCAACAAAAGAGCUUAGAAUAGGAAAUGAAGAAAGACAAAUUAUUAUAAAUUUGGUAAAUGGUAGACUGGAUGUAUUAGGAUUAAAUAUUCUAUUUAUAUUCGAUAAUGCAAAAGUUGCUGAUGAUAUUAAUGACUUAAUAAUAAAUUUACCAAACAAUGUUCAAACAAUCAUAACAACAAAAAAUAAUAAUUUAAAGGAUAACUUCGAGUUUCGCAACGAAUCAAAUUUAGAAAUGAAACCAUUUAAUAAAAGUGAAUGCAUUGAAUACAUAAAUUUCUGCAGUUUAGUUGGGUCGGGAUGGUGGCUUGCAUAUGCAGCGUUUAAAUCAAUGUCACACAGAACACGCUCAGAUUGA
This is a messenger RNA of Didymodactylos carnosus, 1353 nucleotides long. Lineage: Eukaryota; Metazoa; Rotifera; Eurotatoria; Philodinida; Philodinidae. The record is from the annotation of a GenBank genome assembly.